Molecule: messenger RNA, 3379 nt
Organism: Mytilus californianus (California mussel)
Lineage: Eukaryota; Metazoa; Mollusca; Bivalvia; Mytilida; Mytilidae
Product: cilia- and flagella-associated protein 58-like
Exons: 17
Coding region: 98-2728 (876 amino acids)
Cellular component (GO): cytoskeleton
Source: RefSeq, a predicted model, not a curated record
CCGAAACUAUAGUUGGCAGUUGUCGUUGGUAACGUUGUAAAUAAUACAUGUAGCAUAAUCUGGAUCAACUCUUGAAUUUAAUUGACAUUCCUGCAAAAUGGCAGAGGAUAAGAAACCAGAUAAAUCGGCAAUAGAUGAUAGUGCAUUUGAAUCUCUGGAAAAAGAUUUCCAAGAUGUUCUCAACCAGCUUACUGGCAGUGAGGGAAUGGAUAAGUUUAGAGAACAAUUUGAGAAACUUCAUAAAGCUUUGAAAAAGUCACAUGAUGGAGAAAAGAGAUUGAUGCAAAAAUGUCGUGAGUUGAAUGCUGAGAUCGUAGCGAAUUCUGCCAAAGUAGCCACUGCCCUCAAACUUUCUCAGGAUGACCAACAUACAAUUACAGAACUUAAAAAGGAACUUGACAGAGUAUGGAAGAUGGCAGAUCAGGCUAAUGAGAAAGAAACAAGAGCAAGGGAGACAAUUCAAGAUUUGAGAUUGGAGGUCAUUAAUUUGAGUAAGCUUGUUGAACAAGGUGCUAACUUAACAAUGGGACAAGAACACAGUGUGAAUGGUCUUUUGAAAAUAAAAGAAGAUUUAACAAAGGAAAGAGAAGAACAUUUAAAGGAGAUUGCUAAAUUACAAGAAGCUGCAGAAAACUCCAACAGUAUACAAAGUAAAAUAGAAGGGGAAAAACAAAAAUUAGACGAGAAAAUUCAGGAGUUAACCCAAGACAUACAAAUAAGGAAUAAUGACGCACAGAGAGAGAAUAGGAAAAAAGAGAAGAUGGAAAGAGAACUGAAACAAACAAAAGCUGAGUUGGAUGCAAAGAACAGUGAAAUAAAAUCAGCCAGAUCUACAAUGGAACGUCACAAUCUGGAAAAGUCCCAUUUGGAGCAGCAGCUUAAGGAACAGAGGAUUAUGGCGGAAAGGGCAAUUAAGGAUGCUGAUAUGCAGACAACACGUUUACAGAAACUGCAACAAGAUUAUGACAAUCAGCUGACUAAUUAUGAGCAACUAAAUGCUGACCAGCAAUCAAGACUUUCUGAACUUAAGCAAAAAGAUGAUGAGAUCAAUCAGCUGAAGAAGGAAACAACAAGAUUAAAUAAAGUAAGGGAGACAAUCCAGAGACGACUAAGACAAAUAGAAGAUCUGAAAGCUGAAGUUGAACAACAGAAAGAAAUCCUGAAAAGUCAAAAUCUAGCUUUAGAAAGAGAUCUUGAUGCCACUAUUAAGAAAGUAGACACUGGUAAAAAGGAAAACCAAGAUGUUGUGAAGAAAUUUGAAACUGAGAAGAAGGGUUCAGAAAAGAUGAAGAAUGAAUUCCAGAAAAGAUUUGAAGAAAUGGCUGCUGAUAUCAACAAAUUCAAGAAAGCAGAACAGGAAAUAGAAAAUUACAAGGAUGAGGCCCAGAAACAAAGAAAAAUCAUCUACCAACUGGAGAAAGAAAGAGACAGAUAUAUCAAUGAAGCCAGUGAUCUUACACAAAAGGUCUUGGAACACAUGGAGUUGGUUAAGACAAAGGAAAUGAAAAUAUUUGAAUACAAGAAGAAAAUAGCUGAAGCUGAGACAAGACUUAGACAACAGCAAAACUUGUACGAGGCUGUCAGAAGUGAUCGUAACUUGUACAGCAAAAACUUGAUUGAGUCUCAGGAUGAAAUCACUGAGAUGAAGAAGAAACUAAAGAACAUGAACCAUCUGAUAGAUCAGUUGAAGGAAGAUAUACAGAACAAGGAGAAUGCCAUCGUCCAGGCUGCUGUCAAGGCCAAGAAACUGGAGAAGGAUAAGGAUAUCCUGAAGUCUGAGAGAGACAAGAGUAGACAACAAGUACUGGAGAGUAAGGAUGUCAUCAACAACCAAGCUGCAGAGGAAAAGAAAUUACUGAAGAUUAUUGCUGAGGCUGAUGCAGAGAGAGUCAGACAAAAGAAAGAAUUAGAACAAGUUAUAAGUGAAAGAGAUAUUUUAGGAACACAGCUGGUUAGACGUAAUGAUGAGUUAGCUUUGCUGUAUGAGAAGAUAAAGAUCCAACAGUCAACACUGAACAAAGGAGAAAUCCAGUAUAAUCAACGACUAGAGGAUAUUAGAGUACUUAAACUAGAGAUCAGAAAACUGAGAAGAGCCAACAACAUCCUCAACAAGAGUGUAGCCAAUGUUGGAGAUCUGAGACGUGAGGUUUACCACAUUCAGAGAGAACUUUUGAGAGAGAGAACAAGAUGUAAAGCAUUGGAGGAGGAACUUGAGAAUCCUAUGAAUAUUCAUAGAUGGAGAAAACUAGAGGGAAGUGAUCCAAGUCAGUUUGAGAUGAUACAGAAGAUCCACACACUACAGAAGCGUUUGAUUGCCAAGACAGAGGAGGUUGUGGAGAAGGAGUUAUUGAUCCAGGAGAAGGAGAAGUUGUAUCUAGAACUGAAGCACAUCCUGGCAAGACAACCAGGUCCAGAAGUGGCAGAACAAUUACAGAUUUAUCAACAAACACUGAAAGAAAAGACAAAACAAAUGAAGGCUAUGGCAUCAGAACUGAACAUGUACGAAUCCCAGGUCGGUGAAUAUAAGUAUGAGAUAGAAAGAAUUGCCAGAGAGUUACAAGAAGUCAAGAAGAAAUAUUUUAUGCAGAAAAAGAAAGAGUCACAAACAAAAGAGAGGGAGCGUACACUAGCUCAAGCAGGGGCUCCUGUUAUACAACCACAAAGAUCGGAUGGUCCACGUUUCACAGGUGGAGGAUUUAAUUUGAAAGCAACAAAAGGAGCAACGUAGCAUAGACCACAUUUAGGACAUUUCACAAAAACUUCUACAGAAAACAGAAAAAUUAUAAACUAUAAUUUUUUAUUUUAAACACUGUAUCAACAAAAUGUUAUCUGUCUUUUUUGGAAUUUCCAAAUGAAAUGUUGAGAUUAUAUUCAGAAGAAUUGGGAGGGGGAAUUUAAAAAAAAAUUUAAAAGAUGACUUGAGUGCAUAGUUUCAUAAGAAUAAGUUGAGUUUUAUUUGAAAAAUCUCAAAACAUAAGUAAGAUUUCACUUAACGGAUUAUUCAGUUUUGUUGUUUUCAUGAAAAUGGUAAAACAGAUUUUGAAUAUGAAGUUUUAGAAUUAAAGUGAAUGAUCAUCUUUUGUCAUCAGAUGGUUUACUAAUUUUUAUCUCUGGUUACCGGUAACUGCAACUCCAACUAAUAUGAGUAUAGUUUCUAAAGUUAAAUUUUCAUGUGAAACAGUAUGAAGUUUUUAGCCACUUUCCUAUAGUAUUUUACUAGUAAAUAAUUCUUGUGAAUCAUUUACAUCACUUCUAAAAUGAUAAAUAUAUUCUACCUAAUAAUUCAAAAUUUAUGUUUCUGAAUUCUUGAAUUCUGUCCUGUAUACAAAUAUUAAUAUCUGUGAUAUUUUAUUUUAAUCUAUUAAAUUCCUUUACAUUA